Molecule: messenger RNA, 873 nt
Organism: Desarmillaria tabescens
Lineage: Eukaryota; Fungi; Basidiomycota; Agaricomycetes; Agaricales; Physalacriaceae
Exons: 4
Coding region: 1-576 (191 amino acids)
Source: RefSeq, a predicted model, not a curated record
AUGCGUCUUUCCGUUCUCUCCUUCUUCGCUCUACCUUUCAUGUCUGCCCUUGGAGAACAAAUACCCAUGGAUUCUGAUUACACGCCCCUGACGACGACCAAGCCCCUCCUCAGCGACCUGCUGACCAUCGAAUCCUCCGCAUCCAUAUUCUACUCUUACGCUCGUGAACUGGAACUGAGUAAGAUGUUCGAGGAUGAGAAUUCACGGUUAACAGUGCUGGUACCGACGAACAAGGCCGUGAUGGCUCUAGCGAGGAAACCUGACAAAACCGACGCUAUUCGCAGACACCAAGGACCGGCGCCUAUUGAUGAAGGCAUUGAGAUCACACAGGAACAGUUUGACAGGGAGUCGAAGAAGAAUGUUGAGAGAUGGGUUUCAGCCCAUAUCAUCCCGAAAUACCCGCUGGACCUGCAUACGUCGGUGACGUACGAGACUUUGCUUAAUGGGAAGUCGGUAGAAUUUGAGGUGAACGGUGACGACCAGAUAGUCAUCAACAGCGAUAUUCGUAUCAAGGAUACUAAAGAGGCUGGGAAUGGCGUUAUAUAUCUCAUCGAUGGAACCAUUUUGGUCGACUAAUCCUCUCUUUUGCCUAUGUGCACUAAUCUUGUAUAAUUUACGACAUCUGUACACCGCUGGUUCUCAGGGAUUUCCACCGUGGCGCCGCAUUCAUAAUGUAUUUAGUGGCUAAAAGGACACUACUCUCGGCAGCAUGAAUCCUUUAGUCACUCAUCAACGGCUACGGAAGCAGAGGACCGUACUAAUAUUCGAACCUCUUUCUUCAAAGCGCAGGACAGCAUCUAUGACGAAAACAUUAUCAUAAUAGAUGUACCUUUCUGUACACGUGUGACUACUAGAUACGAUAUUACUGACUGU